AUGCGUUGACUUCUGGGGCGCGUUACCAUGGUAGCCACAGUCGCUAGUUACCGGCUCCAGCAGCCUAGAUCGCGUAGUAUUUCUACGUGGCACCGGUGCCGAUUCGGCUGCAAAGCAGUGGUCACCGCCUCCGGGAGCUCACCUCUAUGUGGAGAAGGAAGCACCCAGAGGAGGUCUUCGGGUGAAAUUUCAAUUUUGGCAUAUCUCUCAGGUCCUUCCAUGGCUUCACAGAAGACAGAAGCAGUGACCAAAGCAACGGGGUUCCGGCGCCGCCCCAAGAAGACCACUUACACCCCGGGGACCUGCGAGCUGCUCAAAGUGAUGAUGAAGGAAUCGAAACUGACGAACAUUCAGCAGCGCCACAUCAUGGACAUCAUGAAAAGAGGAGAUGCUUUGCCCCUACAGUGCAGCCCAACAUCCAGCCAGAGGGUCUUACCUUCCAAGCAAAUAGCCUCGCCCAUCUACCUGCCUCCCAUCCUGGCAGCCCGUCCCCACCUCCGGCCUGCCAGCAUGUGCCAAGCCAAUGGGGCCUACAGCCGGGAGCAGUUCAAGCCUCAAGCCACCAGGGAUCUGGAGAAGGAGAAACAAAGACUCCAAAAUAUCUUUGCCACAGGGAAGGACCCAGAGGAACGGAAAAGAAAGGCCCGUCCUGGACGACAGGAGGCUCUGGCCCCCGAGCAGGACCGGUUUGAAGAGUUGGUGAAGGAAAUCCAGGAGAGGAAAGAAUUCCUGGCUGACAUGGAGGCCCUGGGACAGGGCAAGCAGUACCGAGGAAUCAUCCUUUCUGAAAUCUCCCAGAAACUCCGGGAAAUGGAAGACAUUGACCACAAGAGGAGUGAGGAACUUAGGAAGGCUCUUGCCACCACUUAAUCUGUCUCCAGGGGCAGGGGCAGGGUAGCCCAAGCUUGACCACUGGAGUCCACUCCUCUGUCAAGCAGGGUCAUCCUCAGGUCAGCCCCCCCUACCAGCCUUCAGCCACUUCAGAUGGUGGCACGGCACUGCCCUGCAGUACUCUGAGGCAUACUCAGCAGCCUAGCCCCUGCCCACGGGUGCCGUUGGAGCCUCUGAGAUCCACAGCCCCAUCCACAGAGAAGCAAGGCCCGAACGUUCCUACUUGGAUGUGUGUCUAACGGUAUCCACUGGGCCUGCUUCCCACCACCUCUGGCCUGCGGCCUGUUCAUUUAGUUUUUAAAUUCAGGAAUGAAUAUGAUUCUCUUCUUCCUGUUUUAGGAUUUACUUAUUUGCUUUCUUACCACCUGAGGCAAAUAUUCAACCAAACAAUGAACUGGGCAAUAAAGCGUACUUAACAUGGGUCAUCACAAGCACCAUUUUGUUUUCAGAGGGACAAGCUUAUUUGUUCAAGGUAUUAGAAUCUGCCGAGCAUAAAUGGUUUCUCGCUGCCUGUUUGCAUAUUUCAAGUGGAAAUGGGAACCAGGCUGGUGGGCACCCUGUAGCUAGGUGCCGCGGCAGAUGCUGACUUCCACUGUCAAUGAUCUCAAUAAACCUCUGCAAUGGUUCA
This is a messenger RNA of Sapajus apella (tufted capuchin), 1519 nucleotides long. It is a transcript of the gene CUNH22orf23, whose product is annotated as chromosome unknown C22orf23 homolog. The record is from RefSeq and is a predicted model, not a curated record. Bases 28 to 870 code for a protein of 280 amino acids. The transcript has 7 exons. NCBI's taxonomy places the organism in Eukaryota, Metazoa, Chordata, Mammalia, Primates, Cebidae.